UCUGGCCCCUAGAUAGGUCAGCCAAGACAAAGGGCCGUGUGCAUGUGUGGCGCGUAGCCCUUUAUAAGUGCGAGGGGUGGGGGGAACAGCCAGGGCGAACAAAGAGCAAUUAAUGCGAUAGGAGGAGGGGGACUUUCUCCUCCGAUUUUCCCCACUUCCCCGAAUUUUCCAAUAGAGGCUGUUGUGAAACCUAAGACGCAGCAGCGGAUCAGCGGACGCAAUUCAAUGAGGUGCUUAUGAGCUAACUAGCAGCAGGACGGCAGCCAAGGAACACGGGGACGAGGUCUGGAUCAGCGAGCAGUGAGCCAGGAAUCACAGGCUAGAGGUCAGCGCAAACUGGAGAGCAGCAGGUGACCUAGUUUACGCAGUAGCAGAAGACGAUUAGAGGACUGGCGGCAGCGUUUCUGUGGCAACUCCUACUGGGGCUGUUCUGUUGUGUUAAUUGAACUUAGAGCAUCAACGUGCACUGCCAUUAGUUGUAACCUUAAUAUACCUACCUAACGUAAUUAGUGUACCAGUUCUGAUACGGAACAGCAUGUCCAACUCCCACUACAACAACUACCAGCAGCAGCAGCCGCACUCCAGCAACGGAGAUCCGGAGUACCAGCACCAGCAGAUGGUGCACCAGCCGCAACGGUUCUCCAACGGCCAUGGCAUGAAGAGCGUCGCUGUGCCAGACAUGUGCCUGUUCUGCUUCGAGGUGCUUGACUGUGAGCUGAACAACGUCGAUGGUCCAUCGGUGCCGGUGUUUAGCAACGACGCCUACCCACUCUUUGUCACCUGGAAGAUUGGGCGCGACAAGAGGCUGCGUGGCUGCAUUGGUACUUUUAGUGCAAUGGAACUGCACCAUGGUCUUCGGGAGUACGCCUUGACCAGCGCCUUUAAGGACUCUAGAUUUGCACCUAUCUCUAGGGAUGAGUUGCCACGGCUAACUGUCUCGGUCUCGAUCCUGCAGAACUUCGAGGAGGCUCAGGGCCACCUGGACUGGCAGCUAGGCGUCCAUGGCAUCCGCAUCGAGUUCCUCACAGAACGCGGCUGCAAACGCACAGCCACCUAUUUGCCGCAGGUGGCCACCGAACAGGGCUGGGACCAGCUGCAGACCAUUGACUCACUCCUACGGAAGGGCGGCUAUCGGGCUGCCAUAACUCCGGAGACGAGGAAGUCCAUCAAGCUAACGCGCUACCGUUCGCAGGAGAUCCAGAUGCACUACAAGGAGUACCGCGAGUACCAGGAGCGUCGCGCCCAGUUCGGCAAAGUGCAGUGCUAACAAUUGGACAGGACGGCGGCGAGGCGAUGAUCCUGGCUGAGGGCAGGCCUGAUGGCCGUCGUCCUCCUGCUGCUGCUAGCUUUUGAGUUCGGCCCAGCUUGGCGGCCGCUCGCUUAAUCAGAGUUAUGAGUUAUUAUAUCUCCAGCAUUAAUUUUAAGCCCUCCAAAUUCUCCAAAAACGCGCGUGAGAUGAGCGUCUUUUACUAAAUAUACCAUUUAAUGCUUCAAAUACUUAAGCGGCGAUCCGUAAUCUAUUUUGAAUGAGAAACAGAAAAUAUUGUAAACGCUAUGUUGAAACCCAUUGUAUUCGGAUAUACCGAUCGAUGUUGUAGCCGCAGCCUUGCUGGUUUCUCUUUAAAUCAAACACACACAAACUAAAACAAAACAAGCAUAUAUAUGGGGAUAUAUAUUACCGAAUCAAUACAAUACAAAAUGCAGAUAUAUAAUUCACGUAAAAUGUUCAGAAAUUAUAUUAUAGAUUUAACAACUAAACCAAUUACAUUACUAAUUCUAAUUCUAUGCGCAUUAAAUAAAGGUCGACCCCUUCUGAGUCGCACAAGACAAUGCAAAAUUA
Drosophila simulans is the source of this 1840-nucleotide messenger RNA. RefSeq lists its product as uncharacterized. The coding region runs from base 536 to 1267 and encodes 243 amino acids. Lineage: Eukaryota; Metazoa; Arthropoda; Insecta; Diptera; Drosophilidae. The record is from RefSeq and is a predicted model, not a curated record. The transcript is spliced from 3 exons.